UACACAAGCUGUGUCGCGCUAUAGUGCGUGCCACACGGCAUAUUUCACGCUCCGGAGUUCAGGGGAAACGUCAGCACUGUAAAUAGAAGUGCUGAAAGCGCUUCGGGAAACAAGAAGGCGCCGGCCGUUUUCACGUUGCGCAUAAGUAUCAUUAUUUGCAAGUGAGCUCGGGAUUUUGCAAUAUCUUGAGAAGCUAAAUCGUUUUGAAGAAACAGCGAAAAUGUCCAAUUCUCCGGUGCUUAAUCCAGAAAUCCCAUAUGUGGGAAAAGUGGAAGGAGGUCUGAGGGCUGGUACAAUGGUGAAGAUACAGGGCAAGGUACCAUCUCAGGCCGUACGAUUUGCUGUAAAUUAUCAACUUGGACCAACAUUAAAUCCGAGAGACGAUAUAGCCAUUCAUGUAUCUCCACGUUUUCCCGAAGGCUUUAUUACUAGAAAUCAUAUAGAGUCAAUGACCUGGGGCAUGGAGGAGAAUGCUGGUCCAUUGUGGAUUCAACCAGGCCAGGAAUUCGAGAUGUUAAUUUUAUGCGAUUAUCACUGCUACAAGAUCGCUAUUAAUGGCAGGCAUUUCACAGAAUUCGCCCAUCGAUUGCCAUUCGUAAAAGUUACUCAUCUAGUUAUUGAUGGCGAUGUUGAAAUACAUUCCAUCGCAUAUGAACAAGUAUCAGUCGAUCCAUCAAAAUCUUCCGUUACAGCACCAGAUGCGGAAACUGCUAAUUUUGGACCACCACCACCAGGUGGUUUAUAUCCAACAAUUCAACCUGGGGGUGGAUAUGGGCCUCCUCCUCCGACUGGUUACGGUCCUCCUCCCUCUGGUUAUGGCCCUCCUCCCUCUGGUUAUGGCCCUCCUCCUUCUGGUUAUGGUGGUCCUGAAGGUUACAAUCCACCAAGAGCCUAUGGAUAUCAACCUGGUUCUGAGAAACCAGAGGAAGAAGGUGUCUUUGGAAAUUGUAUGGACAAAGUUGGAUUAGCAUUAGGUGGAUUAGUAGCAGCUGGAGGUGUAGCGGCAGCUAUGCACGCGUUGAAUAAAAAGAAAGAUGAGAGUGAGGAAAAGGAUCAUGAAAAAUCAGAUGCUUCCAAAUCGAAGACUGAAAGCGAAAGUGGCUUUGGUAAUUUAGCUGGUUCUCUUGGGAUGGCCCUAGCUAGCAGUCUAGCAAGCAAUGCAUUGCACAGCAACACACACGCACAACAAGGCUAUCCCGCCCAACCGCAAUCGGGUGGUGUAUUGGAUUCUAUUCUUGGAGCGUUAGGCGGUGGAGGAUCUCAGCAACCUGCUUAUGGUCCGACACAUCCAUCCGGCGGUGAUAGCUUGGGCGGAACGUUAGGAUCUAUAUUCGGUGGCGUUCUCGGUGGUGGUGGAAAUCAUCAGCAACCACCGUACCAACCUUCAGGAGGAUACGGCGGAUAUCAACCAUCGGGUGGUUAUCCUGGUGGUGGAUAUGGCAGCCAAAGUUCUGGUGGAUCAGAUUUAUUAUCAGGAAUAGGAUCUGCCUUGUUUAGUUCGGCCUUGGAUGGUCUGAGCAAACGUGGAAAAGAUAAAUCUCAUGAUGAACAUCGUUCUGGACCCCCUCCGAGUUACGAACCUCCCCCGCCAACACCGCCGGCACCAAGGCCAGCCCCACGUCCAGAAACUCCACCAUCUUCUGACGGGCGCAAAUUAACCGCGGAAGAAAUUUCCAAGGGACUUGGAUUAGAUGAUUAAAUGCUUCGAUGAUGCGGAAGACUUCGGUCUGCAAGUACACUUAUAGUAAAUGAUGUUAUGCUCUCUUGUUGCUUGAAAAUGUUAUUUACGUACCAUCACGAAUCUCAAAAAUAUCCAAUAUUAUUUAUUAACCGUUUGAAUAUUACGCGAUCGUACUGUUUUUGUUGCUGGUCAUAAUGCGUCAUCAUAAUAUCUUGAUAGACUAAAUGACAGUGCGCUCGGAUUCUACUAUGUAAUGGAUAGACGUUACAAUUCAAAGCGUAUUCAUUAAAACGGAAUUUUUAUUUUCGUAUUUGUUGUUAUAAUAAUACUUUUAUUAAAAAUGAAUAAAAAAAUCAUGCAAGGAAAGGCACGAUUGCGUUACUUGGCACUUUCCGACUAUAUUUCUUCGAUUACUCGUGAUAUUCAAACGGUUAAAAUGUUCGAUGCAAUCGUUUAUCUUUUAAUAAUAACAGCUUUUAAUCUCAUUGGCAGCUAUAUCAAAUACACAAGAGAAUAUUAAUUAAUAUCAUGUGCAAAUCUCGAUAUGAAUUACUUCGUAUAAAAAUACGGAAUAUAAAUUAAUUAACUUGUUCAAAAUGAUAUUAAGUAGAAUUAAGCUUGUUAUAAAAUUGCUUUUAAAAGUGUUGAAAAUUAUGUAUUUUAGAUAAGAAUCUCAACAUAGAAAUCAAACUCAGAUCGCUUUUUACAAAGCCUUCCAUCAAAUAGUCCAAUUGACAGAUAUGCAGGUAUAGCAA
This is a messenger RNA of Pogonomyrmex barbatus (red harvester ant), 2436 nucleotides long. RefSeq lists its product as uncharacterized. Gene Ontology annotation, molecular function: galactoside binding; carbohydrate binding. Lineage: Eukaryota; Metazoa; Arthropoda; Insecta; Hymenoptera; Formicidae. The record is from RefSeq and is a predicted model, not a curated record.